This is a messenger RNA of Cucurbita moschata (crookneck pumpkin), 2689 nucleotides long. Its product is annotated as calmodulin-binding protein 60 A-like. Gene Ontology annotation, molecular function: calmodulin binding; sequence-specific DNA binding; DNA-binding transcription factor activity. Lineage: Eukaryota; Viridiplantae; Streptophyta; Magnoliopsida; Cucurbitales; Cucurbitaceae. The transcript has 7 exons. Gene Ontology annotation, cellular component: nucleus. The record is from RefSeq and is a predicted model, not a curated record. Bases 438 to 2216 code for a protein of 592 amino acids. Gene Ontology annotation, biological process: regulation of salicylic acid biosynthetic process.
GCUGACAUCAGCCUUCGCUCGACGCGGUUUGGCGGGCUAUUCCGCCACCCACACGCUCUCGCUUUCUCUGACUGACACACACAUUCCAUUGCCUUCCCCUUCCUCUUCAACGGAAAUAUCUCCAACGUUCUUCUUCUUCUUCUGCUACACUUCUGGCUUCUACUCUUCUUCUUAGCGUCCGUACUCCGCCACAGCACCGGCUUCUUCUUUUUCAGUCCGGUCAAGUAAGUUUUGCGGGGAAAAAGACGACUUCGAUUGAGUUUCAGGGGAAGGAGAACCCGAAUUUGGAUGGAGGCUAGGAGGGGGAAGGAAACGAACAAAGGGAUUUUAUGGUUUUUUUGUGUAACUUCUUUUUCUGUUUUGGUUGAUCGCAAUUAGUUUGUGGGCUUGCAUAUGUUACCAUAUUUGUAUAUAUCUUUUCUUCCCUCUUGCGCCGCAUGUUAGUCUUUUUAGUUUAUUGCAAUCUUUGCCAAUACCAUCGCAUCGUCCUGUGUCUGUAUGUCUUCCGCCCUCCUAUGUUGUCGCAGAAAAGAAAUCCAGAUGAUGGAGAUGGUCCGGCGGAUGGUGACAAUCCCGAUGAUAAGCGUAGAAAAUUCCGUUUCUGGAGUGUGAUUCAGGAUGCCCCAUCAUUGCAAUCAAUGCAACAGCUAUUGGAGCCACUCAUUCGUAAAGUGGUAAGGGAGGAGGUCGAAUUGGCGCUCAGAAAGUACAUUACUAGGGUGCAAAGGAAUGAUGGAAAUGACGGUAAAGAAAUCUGUUCUUCCGGGUCGAGAUGCUUACAAUUGAAGUUCGUAACUGGUGUGUCUCUCCCGGUAUUUACCGGAGCUCGCAUUGAAGGAAGAGAUGGUUCCAACUUGACGGUGGCUUUGGUUGACACCAUAAGUGGGGAAGUUGUUGACACUGGGCCUCAAUCCUCAGCCAAAGUGGAAAUUGUAGUCCUAGAGGGUGAUUUUGAGGGUGGAGGUGAUAAUUAUACUGUGGAGGAGUUUAAGAAUAACAUUGUAAGAGAGAGGGAGGGAAAGAAACCACUUCUUACAGGAGAUACAUUUGUGAGUCUCAAAGAUGGCAUUGGUAUGGUAGGUGAGAUUUCUUUCACUGACAAUUCAAGCUGGACUCGAUGCCGUCGGUUUAGGCUGGGUGCAAGAAUUAUAGACGAUAAUGUCGGAACAAGAGUACUGGAAGCAAAGACUGCAUCGUUUGUGGUCAGGGAUCACCGCGGAGAAUUGUACAAGAAGCACCACCCUCCAUCUCUGGGGGAUGAAGUAUGGAGAUUGCAGAAAAUUAGCAAGGAUGGAGUCUAUCAUAAGCGCCUUAGCCAAGAAAAAAUCGAGACGGUGCAAGAUUUCCUAACUCUGCUUUAUGUACAACCUUCAAGGCUUCGUAAUAUUUUUGGCCCCGGUAUGUCUACUAAAAUGUGGGAAGCUACAAUUGAGCAUGCACAGACAUGUGUGCUCGAUAAGAAGAUUUACGUAUACAAGCCUCGUGAUUUGGAACAGAAAAGCGGAGUGGUAUUUAAUGUUGUAGGGCAAGUGAUGGGGCUACUUUCAGAUUACCAGUACGUUCCCAAAGAUAAGCUAUCUGAAGUUGAAAAGGCUGAUGCUCACAACCUGGUUAUCUCCGCAUACGAACACUGGGAAAAAGUCGACUCUAUUGACGAUGAAAAUUCUCUUGUAGGUGGCUCUUCUCACCCACUCAGUUUCCUUUACACCCCGAGCUCACCAAUGGAGGAUCAUUCUUAUGGUAGCAAGUACUUAGCUUCUCCAAAAUUUAGUGGCUUUGAUUUUACACCAUCAAAUGCAUACACUUCUGAAAUAAUUUCAUCGAUGGGUUCUAUUGGGAAUUCGAGUGGCUUGGACGAUCAUGCUUUGCAGGGUUUUGAUUCUAUGGUUGUAAGAUAUGAUCAGAUGCCAAGUUCCCCAAACUUUGCCAACUCUUCUCUGAUCUGUGAUUCUGAGCCACUAAACUCAUCUUUCUUUGAUGUGGAUCAUCUGCAAGUUCUAGAGUCUGAUUUCCAAUGUAGCUCAAUUUUCGAAUCACGUUCUACUCUUCAAGGUGGCUCCUCAUCAUGUGGUGCUCAAAUGAGAUGGACUAAAGUAUAUGGUGUGCUAAAGUGGUACUUUUUGUUGAGAUUUGUAAUUAGGCGAAACAAAAGCGUAUCCGAGAGAAACAAAGGUGCUGUACAGGGUCGUGGAAAGGAAAAAUUGGACUUUGGUUGAGACAGGAAAACACACAAGUUCGAGCGUAAAAAGACUACUAGCAGCACUUCCAAUAGACUUAUUGGAGAGUCCCAUUGGCGUGCAUCCAGUAGAAAGUCGGGGUUAAAAUGUGUGCGUUUAUAAAAUAGAUGCAAGGGGGUUGUUCUUGUGCAGUUUUUCCCAAGUGUCUUGGCUGUGCCAUGUCUCUGACCCACAAGAAUUUCCUCUCUGGUCAAGUUUGUGUGGCAAUUUUGGAGACUAUCCAGAAGGUACCUGGUCUGGGUUGAUGUUUGAUCAGAAUGGGCACAAUACUUAUGUAUGCUUCUUUACGCUACUGUUUAUACAUUUCUGUACAAAACAAACUCUCUUUCUGCCUCUUUUUUAGGAAAUGGGAGGGUUUUAUUCCUAAGAAUUUGGUGUCCUGAGGACAUUUUCUUUUUCCUGUAAAUGAGCAAAUGCAUACUCUUUCAAUAAGAACAGAUAUUAAACUCAAA